AUGGACCUUCACCACCAAUCGCACUUUUCCUCCUUUAGCCGCUUCUCCGACAUGCUCAAGGACACGACAGGCCGACGCAGUAAGAGCGUGUCCCAACAACCCACACGCAACUCGUCGAGCAGCAACCUCGCCCAGGAAGCAGAAGCCUACGCUUUGCGAUUAAGAGAGGCAGAAAUGGGCAAAGACGGGCACAAGGACAGCCGGCGGAGCAGUAUAGGCAAUUAUGCGGACCGAGUACGGCAAAUGUUCACACCCUCGCACUCAACCUCGCCGCAGAAAAAGGGCGUCAACGACCUCCCGACCGAAGUGCUUCAACACGUCUUCAACCACCUCGAGUUUUGGGAGCUAGUCCGGUGCCAACGCGUGUGCAAGACCUGGCACGACCUCGUGCCCGGCGACUCACCGCUCCUUUCAGAAACACUCUACCUAAAGCCGUCGCGCAGCCUGCAAAUCUACAACCUCGUCCCCACGACAUUUGACUUUGAAUUCGAUAUUUCGCCGCAAAGCAUUGAGUCUGGGCCACAGCCCUCGGGCACCCGCUUCUCCUCGGGUGUGCGCAAUGAAAUCUCAAUGAUGAGACGCUGUCUCGGCCUCAUACGGACGAGUCAGGAGAUUGUGUUUCAUCCCGUGAUUAUGGAUUUCAAUACUUGGAUCGCGGAUGGCGCAUUGGCUGGGAAGAGGCAUGGCUCGUGGGAGACGUAUGCUGGUUUCUAUGCCGCCGUUGAGAGAGCUGACGCUGAGGCAUGGCAAGAAUAG
Pyrenophora tritici-repentis Pt-1C-BFP is the source of this 756-nucleotide messenger RNA. RefSeq names its product F-box multi-domain protein. Gene Ontology annotation, molecular function: protein binding. Lineage: Eukaryota; Fungi; Ascomycota; Dothideomycetes; Pleosporales; Pleosporaceae. The record is from RefSeq and is a predicted model, not a curated record.